Molecule: messenger RNA, 5087 nt
Organism: Daphnia pulicaria
Lineage: Eukaryota; Metazoa; Arthropoda; Branchiopoda; Diplostraca; Daphniidae
Product: apoptotic protease-activating factor 1-like
Exons: 19
Coding region: 222-4370 (1382 amino acids)
Biological process (GO): regulation of apoptotic process
Molecular function (GO): protein binding; ADP binding
Source: RefSeq, a predicted model, not a curated record
AGUAAGCUCAUUACGACAAAUCUCGGACAUUUCAUAUUUUGUUGACAGAAGAAGUUACUUUUGUGGCUGUGGCUGGACAAAACUUUGAAUUUCUCUCCUCCUAAAUCAUUUGAAAUUAAAAGAAAAAAAUCGUUUGAAACGAAUCAUGUCCUACGCCCUAUGAAAUUGUGCAAAUUCUCCAACCAAGUCAAGCUAACGAUAACAAACUUUGAAACUUUAAGAUGAACACCGUCGAAAAAGCUGCUUUGCUUAGAAAUCGAGAUGCCAUUGUUCAAAGUGUGGAUUUCACUUAUGUUAGAGAAAAACUUGUGGCUUAUGGUGUAUUAACUGUCCAUCAAGCUGAGGAUGUCAACUGUGAGAAAACAAAGACUGCCAAAGUGCGUAGAUUGUUGGAUCUCCUUACUGAAAUAGGGCAGAAAGACACCUUUAAGACUUUUGUCAAAAUUUUAGAAUUUGACUAUGAUUGGAUAGCUGACAAGUUAAAUGAAUGUAACAAUCGAGAUAGUCCAGAUGCAGCAAGCCAUCUUAAUAGUGAUCCGCUUCUAGCUGCAGACAACUUGCAACAUUUACUAAUUCAAUGUGGAAUCCCUUUUCCACCACCACAUCUCAUUUCUCGUCAUGUCAAAGUUGCUCAAAUCAGAGAAUGUCUACAAGGAAUGGAUCAAGGUCAGUUUGUGGUAAUUCAUGGUAUGGCUGGAGCUGGCAAAUCUGUCUUGGCUGCUGAAUCUAUUCGAGAUAUUGAUCUCCUGGUUAAUACUUUUGAGAACAAUGUCUACUGGUUGACUGUUGGACAAACAGGCACUGAUACUUUAUUGACAAAGAUGCAGGCAUUGUGCGAGAGACUAGAUCAUACAGUCUUACCACCGUUGAGCGUUGACCAAGCUACCGAAAGGCUUCGUCGCCUUAUGACUGACCCUAGUCGGAAAAAAAGUCUGAUAAUUUUAGAUGAUGUUUGGAGAGGCGAAGUAGUCCGAGCGUUUGAUUUUGGAUGCCGGAUAUUGAUGACCACUCGGGACGCUUCCGUAACUGAAGUUGUUAACGGGCGUGUUCUGCUGGUGAAAGUUCAAGACGGUUUCACUCAAGAGGAGUCGUUAUCUUAUUUGGCCAAUUGUCUUAAUAUUUCGGAACAAGAUUUGCCAGAACAGGCAGAUCAAAUUUAUUCAGAAAGCAAAGGUUCUCCAAUGGUGCUUUCAUUGCUAGCUCCACUUUUAGUAGAACGCGGAGAUCGCCAGCGCAUCGACGUUCACAGAUGGGAUCAUUAUUUGGGAAAACUGCGUGAUAGGAAAUACACAGAAAUUCGGCGCCAUGGUUCUUACAAUUACGAAACCAUAAACGAGGCAAUCUCCAUCAGCUUUGAUCACUUGGAUGAAGACACAAGACACUCGUUGAAGGAUUUUGUUAUUUUCCUAGAUGACGUUAAUAUUCCAGCUCCAGUGCUGCAAGUUCUUUGGAAAUGUAGUCGAUAUGAAAUGGAGGAAAGAAUCAGUCUUUUAGUGGCUAAUUCUCUGGUAGCGCAACACUUCCAAGAACACUCAUCGAAUUGUAUAGUUUUAUACGGCAUUCAUGAUCUUCUUUUGGACUACCUGAAAUCGCACAUGAGUGCUGAGGAACAGCGUAAUGCACAUCGCAAGCUUGUUGAUUCAUAUUUCGCCGAGUGCAAGGACAACUUCGGUGAAUUACCAGAUGAUAACUAUAUCUUCUGGUUUUUGGGAUACCAUUUAUACAAGGCCGAGUAUACCGAGUUUUUCCCUCGCGUCUACCUCAAUCUUUCAUUCGUAUCUGCCAAAUUGCGUGCAACCGGACCCAGUGAUUUGCUAAACGACUUCCGCAAAUACAAAGACUACAUAUCAGAGAUUAGUGGAAGAAAUAGUCAACGAGUAGAAGACUACAUGCAUUUUAUUCGGACGUGUGGGCAUAUAGUAGUGCAUUGCCGUCAUUUAGAUAUCGUUCAACUUGCCCUUCAACAACCAAAAAACAGCAGCGUCUAUAACGAUGCUCUAGAAUUGGCCAAAAAGGCUAAAGAAAAAUUCUACUUAGAAUGUCGAUCGGUAGGGAGUCAAACAAAAGAAAGCAUGGAUCAAGUUCUUCGCAGCACAAUCUUAAAUUAUGGGCAUGUCACUGCAGCUUGCUUCACACAGGAUGGUCAACGUUUGCUUAGCGCUGUCGAUGAUGGACAAAUUCGCAUGUGGGACGUUGAUUCUGGAAAGGAACUCCACCGUUUCAUUGGACACAGCGGCAGCAUUCAUCAGCUGUCUCUGAGCAAAGAUGCUAAACGUUUCGUCUCGUCGUCGGCUGACGGAUCGGUGAAGGUCUGGGAUCUCUCGGCUGUCAUCGGCAAACUGGACGAGAUCGAACAUCGUCCGAACAAAACCCCUUCACCGCGAAUGCGCCAAGACAGCUGGCAUAAUAUGUUCGAUGUCAGUGACCGUGUUAUAACAGAUAACAGUUUGACGACUUACACUGGGCACACUAAUGAGGUUUUGGGUGCGAGGUUCUCCGAGAAUGGCGCGCAAGUAGUUUCUUGCGGUUUAGAUAACACGGCUCGUAUUUGGCUUAGUACUGCCUGUAUGGAACUUGGGGUAUUAGAACAUCCCGAGCCGGUCACCACCUGUUGCUUUUCGGAAUGUGGGGUUUAUGUUGCUACGGGAUGCACCGAUUCGAGUAUUCGCAUUUGGAAUGGGGAAAUAUCCCUCUAUACCUGCGUAGCCUUUUUUCCGAGGCAGGAUUCUAGCCCCAGAAUUCUCUUCAUUUCAUUUUUAUCAAAAACCUCACUUCUUUCAGUUUCGGAUAAUGAAAUUUUGCAGUUCGAAUGGACCCUUUCUUCUGACAAAGAAGGAGAAAGCGACACUCCAUUUCCAAAAUCGAUUGCCAAGGCCAAUAGCAGCUGUUGUUACAACUGCGCCACUGUGACUGAUAACAAACAACUCUUAGCGGUAACUACUUCAAAGGAUAACAUCCUCCUUUACAACAUCGAUUCGGUUGAACAGAUCUUCGAAUAUGUCGGUCACUCUGGAACCAUCAACACUUUACAUUUCUCUCCCAGUGAAAGAAGCGAUGAUCCCCCGAAAUGGCUGCUCUCUGGCUCGAUUGACAAAACUUUAAAAGUAUGGAAUGUUACCGAUGUAGAACGAGUAGACCAGUGCUCCUUGUCGUGUUCUGCGUUCCAUGCUGUUUGUCCUCCGGAUCAGUCUAGCAAUUUUCUGAUUGCAACGGUUGGAUCAGAUAAUCACAUCCAGGUUGUCAGCGGAUCGAAUUGUGAGACAUUACUAACUACGAAUGACGUCGAAUCGGGAUCUGAUCAGGUUGAAAUAUGUGUACUAUCGCACCAAGCUUCUAUGAUGGCGUGGUCAACUCUGAGUGGCCUAGUAAAACUAAUGUCACUGGACCGAAGCGAAGUUAAAACUCUCGGCCAUCACUCAGACGCAAAAGUGACAUUGCUAAAGUUCAGCCCCUCAGAUGUUUUGCUGUUGACAGUCAGCUCUGAAGGGUGCAUCAAGAUCUGGAAGCCGAGAAGCGAAACUGUCACUAUUAGUGGUCCUCGGAAAGGUGUCAUUGAUUGUUUUUUCGUAGAACCGGAAGAGACCACGAUCAUAGUAUGUGGAGCCGAUGGAAGUAUUAGACUAUGGGAUAUUAAGACUGGUUAUCCAAAACAUUUAAUCAUGGAGGAUUAUCGAUUGAGUUUGACCUGCGUCGACCGUGCUUCCAAUCGACAGUGGUUGGCACAAGGAACUACCACUCAAGGAGUCCAGAUUGUUCAGAUUCCGUCUGUUUCAGAACUCAGUUUUAGCAGUUCUCCUAGACAGAGUACGACGUUCCGAAAGCCGUUUUGGUUAGGACAUCAACUUAGCCCAGUACGAGUGUGCCGAUUCGCCAGUCAUGUUGAAUUAAUAGCCGUUGGCUACGACACCGGCAUCAUAGAGGUUUUCGAUUACUUGCGAAACACAUUGAAAGCAACACUGGAGGCUCAUCAGUCUUGGGUUCGUGAUCUGCAGUUUUGCCAGAAUUCGCCCUUCUUCCAGUUAGUUUCCUUGGGUGACCGAAUUGCGUGGUGGAAUAUAAGUUCAGCUCACCCCGGGACGAUCGCCCAGAAUUUGCAUUCCAACGGGAGCAGCCAUUUGGCCGGCGGUAUGGGCUUUCCAUUAACACCCAUAACACCAGGCUCCUCCUCUUCUUCCACCUCUUCUUCGUCACGUUUCGCCGACGUAAGUAUCACGCCAUCGUCACAGUUUUACGGGUUGGUCCAGACGGUCGAAUUUCAGACCAGAGGACGUUAUGCUUCCAAACUUUUUGUUUCGGACGACGGUCGUGCCCUCGUCACCGUCUCCGACUCUGGGAUCUUGUACAUUCUUCACCAAUUGCCUCAUCACUGAUAUUAUUAGAGUAAUUUAGCGCGCUCAAAUCUUCAAAGAAGUCAUCCCGAAUUUCAUUAAAAAUCGUUUAUUGUUACAACUUACAACACUUAUCCGAUGAAUUCCGAUUUUUCCGAUGUCGCGUUUGCAAAAUAAUAAUUGAAUGGCACUAGGCAGCGACGUUGUUCGCACAACGUGAAUGAAACAAUGACAGAGUAAUGUGCUGAUGAUGCAAUAAUGGAACUAACGAUAAGAGGGGAGAGUGAAGACGAGAUGAUACUGUUUGCGGACUCGUGUCGUGCCCCCAAGGUUCUCCUCCGAGAUUUCUCCUUACCGCAGUCAUGCCAACUGCCAGUAGAUGACUCGUAAGACACUUGUGUCGCAAUUUAAUCAAACCUAAUUUUUUUGUAAUAGAAGAAAAAAUUAAAGGGUUGUGUGAAUCUCUUAAUAUUAACAAUUAAAAAAAAAGAAAGAUAAUAAUAAUGUUGUGUUCAAGCGCACGUCAAACGGCUGUCUCGUUACAAAUGACUUUAAAACCAUUUUUGAAUUUACAAGUAUUUUGCUUUUGCGGAAGUUUGGAAGGAAAUCUUUCAUUCGGUAUGACCGUUGUGGUAAUUUUUGUUUCCGAACAUGGUCUUAUCGCGUUAGAUCUGUGUGUGUGUGUGAUAAUUUUCGUACAUUGUUCUACUUUCUCUCAUUCCAAAAUUUUCUUAUAAUACAUUCGUUCUUUUCAUAAUU